UGACCAAUGAAACAACAACUCCAAACAAAAACAAAACAAUCAUUGAGUUUGCCUGUUCCUGUCAUAGCUCCCAACUUUUUACUAUACAAAAAACAUUGAAAUAUAGCAACUGCUGUAUCUUAUAUAUAUAAAUUCUAGUCUUCUACGUUUCUGAUCAUGCCCGAUAACAAAAUCGAUCACCUGCCUGAGUUCACCGACAGUGACUGCUAUUUCCAGCACCCAAAAGAAUAAUGGGGUCCUUGGAAAGAUCAAAGAAAAAAGUUCAGUUAUGGAAGAAAGCAAUUUUCCAUUUCUCUCUGUGCUUUGUUAUGGGGUUCUUCACCGGCUUCGCUCCAACGGGUAAGGAUUCAGUUUUUUCUAACCAUGUUACAGCUUCAUCAAAUAUAUCAGAAUCCCCAUCGUCACACCCAAUUCAAACGCUGCCGGAAGCAGCAAAAGUUAAUAGGAGUUUGAUAGCCAAAGCUCCGGCGACCAUUCCGGCGAGGCCUGAACAGUCGGAUAGCACAAAGUUACCAGAAAAAGAAAAAGAAGAAGAAAAAGAAAAAGAAAAAGAACCCAAGUUGACGCCCAGACGGCUUGUGAUUAUCGUCACACCGACGAGCGCAAAAGAUCAGUUUCGGGGUGUUCUUUUGAGAAGGCUGGCUAAUACUCUGAGGUUGGUUGCUCCGCCAUUGCUGUGGAUCGUGGUGGAGCCGCAAACGGAUUCAAACCAAGUGUCAGAAAUACUUAGAAAAACAGGUAUUAUGUAUAGGCAUUUGGUUUUCAAUAAGAAUUUCACGGACACGGAAGCUGAAAUGGAUCACCAGCGAAACGUCGCGCUUAAGCACAUCGAGCACCAUCGACUCGGUGGGAUCCUGCAUUUUGCCGGGCUUUCCAAUGUUUAUGAUCUUGGCUUCUUCGACCAGCUCAGAGAAAUUGAGGUGUUUGGGGCAUGGCCAAUGGCUUUGCUGUCAGCAAACGAGAAGAAAGUGAAAAUAGACGGGCCAGUGUGUGAUUCUUCACAAGUUAUCGGAUGGCAUCUGAGGAAAAUGAACAAUGAAUCCAAUACGAGGCCCCCUAUUCAUAUUUCUAGCUUUGGCUUCAACAGCUCCAUCCUCUGGGACCCCGAGCGAUGGGGUCGCCCUUCUGCUCUUCAAAAAUACUCCCAGAAUUCAAUGAGAUUUGUAAAACAAGUAGUUCUUGAAGACGAGACCAAAUUAAAAGGAAUCCCACCGGAGGACUGCUCCAAGAUUAUACUCUGGCGUCUUCAGUUGCCCGGAGCGGCGACAUCAAAUUAAUCAUCAGAAGAUGUAAUAAGAAUUGAAAAGUGAGAUUAAGAGGAGAUUAAGAUGGUAUAAGUAGCUGUCAAAUUCUUGUAUUUUUUUUUGUAUUGGUUUUUGGGAAAUGUAUAUUAUAGGGCGUAUCUUUUUU
Messenger RNA from Alnus glutinosa, 1410 nucleotides. Its product is annotated as beta-1,4-xylosyltransferase IRX9. The record is from RefSeq and is a predicted model, not a curated record. Gene Ontology annotation, biological process: glucuronoxylan biosynthetic process; plant-type secondary cell wall biogenesis. Gene Ontology annotation, molecular function: galactosylgalactosylxylosylprotein 3-beta-glucuronosyltransferase activity; xylosyltransferase activity. Gene Ontology annotation, cellular component: Golgi membrane. The transcript has 3 exons. Bases 231 to 1277 code for a protein of 348 amino acids. Lineage: Eukaryota; Viridiplantae; Streptophyta; Magnoliopsida; Fagales; Betulaceae.